AUGCCGAAAGAUUCCCUCUUAUCUCGACAGAAGGCAUCACAAGAGCAGCAGCCUCUGCCACCUUCGCUUGGCGGCGCUGGUCAGGGUGGCGUUACAGAGGGCGUGAGCCAGUCGUCCGCCGCCAAGCUGUGCUACGUGUUCUCCUUCGCGGGCGUCACGUACAAGUUCUGGGACAGCAACGUGACCGGCGUCCAGGAGCUGGUGUAUGGGCCAGGAGACCCAGGCCCCAGCACCAAGACGCCCGGCGAGCUCGCCUACUACGAAAUAUGCAAUGAGGUGUGGGAUUCGAGCCAGGUAUUCGAGUUCGGCGUCGUCUCCAAACAGGGUGCCAACUGGGUCUCGCACCUAACGGAGUUCGUGGUGCCUCCAUUGGCUCGUUACCUGCGCGAAGAGUUCGGUGCACGCUGCUUCGGCGUUUGGAAUCUAUGGCACGACGAUUUCGCAGGCGUCUGCGGGGGCGGGCAAUACCCGCUGAUGCGGAACCUCUUCGGCGUCUUCUCCGACCACCGGUAG
Dermacentor silvarum is the source of this 513-nucleotide messenger RNA. Its product is annotated as oviduct-specific glycoprotein. The record is from RefSeq and is a predicted model, not a curated record. NCBI's taxonomy places the organism in Eukaryota, Metazoa, Arthropoda, Arachnida, Ixodida, Ixodidae. The coding region runs from base 1 to 513 and encodes 170 amino acids. Gene Ontology annotation, biological process: chitin catabolic process. Gene Ontology annotation, cellular component: extracellular region. The transcript has 3 exons. Gene Ontology annotation, molecular function: chitin binding; chitinase activity.